This is a messenger RNA of Xiphophorus couchianus (Monterrey platyfish), 1550 nucleotides long. RefSeq lists its product as uncharacterized. The coding region runs from base 169 to 1089 and encodes 306 amino acids. The transcript has 6 exons. Gene Ontology annotation, biological process: negative regulation of Notch signaling pathway; positive regulation of neuron differentiation. Lineage: Eukaryota; Metazoa; Chordata; Actinopteri; Cyprinodontiformes; Poeciliidae. Gene Ontology annotation, cellular component: nucleus. Gene Ontology annotation, molecular function: transcription corepressor activity; DNA binding. The record is from RefSeq and is a predicted model, not a curated record.
AAUUAAGCAACUACAUCAGGACCUUUAUACUGUAAUACUGGAGUAGUACUACUACUUCCUCUACUACGCAGUAUUUCCAUGUAUUCCGCUGCCUUUGUCUUAGGUGACUGUGUUUUUAAGGCUCUCUCUCUGAAGGCUAUCUAAUCGGUCAGAUUUACUUCUUCCCAAAUGCCUCCAAAGAGAAGCUCUGGAUCAAGUUCAGGACAGCCGCAAGUGAAGAUGAUAAAGAUCGGCAGCCCUUUAGAUGUCCAGGAGUUCAGUGGGUCUGUGGAGGACAGAUACAGGAUGGCAGAGGAGUCCAGCCACUCCCCUCUUCCCACCAACGAACCUGAAACUUUUGACUUUGAUGAAGAACAUUUUGCAAGCCAAGGCAUCAGGACGGACACCGUCAGCCUCCUCAUGAAAAUAGAGCAGCUGCAGGCGCAGCUCAAAUACGAGCGGAGAUGCAGGAUCUUGGCUGAGAGAGAGUUGAGGGAACUCAAAGAGAUGAACACGCUCAUGAUACAGAUGAGGCACACAGCAAAUGAACUUCGAGUAACUCUGGAUCACGUUCUUCAUGGAAGUGAGGCUGGGGUCGAACCACAAAACACUGAUGAAGGCGUGACCUUCCUGAGCGAUUCCGGAGUUCAUGUUGGAGGAGUUCAUAAUAUCCCAGAGGAUGACCUUAACUUUGUGUAUCUUGCUGAGAAUAUACGAGUGCCAAAAGAUCUUUAUGAGCGUGUUGCAGACAUUUCUGACUUUAAGAAGUAUGUCGGCGCUCUGCUGAUGAUAAUUUUCGACCGAGACACUUUGGCCACUCACUGUCUGCAGGGCCGGAAGAACAACUUCACAGGAGAAGAUAGCCACAAGCCUCCUCUCCCACCUGAGAUCUUGAAAAGCUUAAUGGAUCAUGUUGCAGAAAAGUUUGGCGUCGACAUUACCCAGAUUAAAUAUGCCAUCCGCACAAAGCUGAACAACGAGGACAAGCUGCUGAAGAAGAGGUUGGGGUUGGUUAAAACUGAAAACAGAGCAUCUGUUGAUCAAACUUUCUGCCAAGAUGCUUCGAUUCUGUCUAGAAAUGAUGCAAUGGCAAAUGACUCUGUUUUCUAGUGGUGCUGAUCUGCCACUGUAUUACUGUCUAAUCUCAUUGUUGCCUUUUCUUUAACCAAGUUAAGUUUUUUCCCAUAUUAAGCUGCUUAUUUUUUCAAAACUUUAUAGGACACUUUUUAUUUUGACAACUCUGAGUUGAUUAUUUAGUGUCUGAAAAGCUGGUAACACUAUGAAAUGUCAUAUAUAUACCCAGGUUCCUAAACACAAGUGUGUCUGUUGCAGUGAUUGUUUUUGUAAGUGGUGGUAGCGUAGAAACAGAAUAACAUGUAACCUCUCAGUCAAGUGUAUGUUGUAUGUAUACACAAGGUACAUUUCAAACUGUUAUUUGUGAUGAUCUGUGCGAAAACUCUCUGUUGAAGGCGAUGUUGUGUUUUUGAGUUUUGUGUUCACAGUUUCAGAUGAUAAUUUAAGUGGAAGUCUUUUUAUAAUUAUGUCAGUAGAAUAAAAUCCAGUAUAUUCUC